Molecule: messenger RNA, 5370 nt
Organism: Cryptococcus wingfieldii CBS 7118
Lineage: Eukaryota; Fungi; Basidiomycota; Tremellomycetes; Tremellales; Cryptococcaceae
Product: transmembrane receptor
Exons: 19
Coding region: 1-5370 (1789 amino acids)
Source: RefSeq, a predicted model, not a curated record
AUGCUCGUUCAAAUUCUCUAUCUCCUUGCGGCCUUGUUCCUGUCCUCUGUUGUACAUGCGGGUGACUCGGCCUGGCACUUGGACAAUAUUUGGUCCCUCGUGAAUGAGGAGCUGGAUCCCAUUAUCUCCCCCAAUGCCCAGUCUAGCCACAUGCACGCCAUUGUGGGCGGAAGUAAGAUGGCCGCCUACUACAACUAUGCCGAUUACGCUGCAGCCAAGUGCUCGUCCUUGGAGGUGCAGGCCGAUAAAUCCAACUAUUGGAUGCCUCAACUCUAUGUCGUCGACCACGAUCUCAGCGAAUUCGUCCCCGUCUCUGCCAAGGUUCGGUUCUACUACUUUUUGGCCAAGAACAGCGACAACGACCCCGUCUCUGCCUUCCCCAAGGGUCUCCGAUUGGUCGUCGGUAACCCGAACAACAAGGCUGUCACCGACGUCGCCAGUUUCACCUGUCAGAUCAACUCGGACUUCAGUGACUCUGUCGUCGCCAACGACUUCAACUUCGAUCGGGACUGCCCCUACGGUAUGAAGACCGAGCUGUACUUUCCUCCAUGCUGGGACGGUUACAAUUUGUACAAAUCUGAUGGCUCGCACAUGUCGUACCCCAGCAAUGGUGUUCGAGAUGGUAUGUGCCCCUGGUCUCACCCAAUCCGACUCCCAGCUAUUCAAUUGGAGUACACAUGGUACACUUCCAACUACAACCCUGGAACAGCACUAAGUGGCAACCUUGCUUGGGCUAACGGAGACACCACGGGCUACGGUGUCCACGGUGACUUUAUCAACGGAUGGGAUCUUGACGUUCUCAACGCCGCGUUGAACGACACCAGCUGCAACAACAUCGGCAACACCAUGAGCGACUGUCCGACUUUGUACAAGUACUUUGACGCUACCGCUGCUGCUGCCUGUACACCUGAGAAGGGCACUCUUACAGAGCCUACAGGAAACGCCAACAACGUCGCUAUCGAUGCCCUCCCGGGUUGCAACCCUCUGUGGUCCAGUGGUACCAAGCCCACUUGCAGUCCUGCCGUUGCUGGUCUCGACGCCUCGGCUUUCACCGGUACCGACGGUUCUUUGAUCGCUGCUACGGAGGACCAGAAGAAGUUUGUCUGGCCCACCACCCCUGGCUUCAAGAACAUUGCUUGUCUUCACGACAUCAGCUCUGUUGUCGGUGGUACUUCUUAUACCGACUCUUAUCUCACGGUCGAGUCUUGUACCGCCCACUGUCUUGCUUCAGGUUACCAGUUUGCCGGUACAGGACAAGUCGGAACAGGAUGGAACUGUGUCUGUGGAACGGGCAUCAGCUCUUCCGCUCUUGUCGAGCCCGGCAUGUGUACCACCGCCUGCCCUGGCAACAGCACUGAAAACUGUGGAGGCUCUUACAUCUUCAGCAUUUGGUACGCCCCCAACGGCACGGUGGCCGAUAUCGGAAAGGACCGAGACGACGGCUCCAAGUACCUCGGAUGCUACGACGACCCCUCGACGGUAUCAGAUGGCUUGCUCGGCAAAGCUACCUACAGCUUCUCUUCCAACAGCAUGACGACCGAGGUCUGUAUCGAAGCUUGUGCUCAGCAAGGAACCAGCUGGGCUGCUACUUUGUCUGCUAAAAACUGCUACUGUGGAGACGAAUACUACUAUGGAACCGGUGCUCUCAUGCCUACCAGGUAUUGCUCUGUUGCCUGUGCUGGAAACUCGAGUGAAUACUGCGGUGACUACUACAAGUCCUCGCUCUACAACAUCACCUCUGUCAAAGUCACCAACUCUUCUGCUGGAUACAUGGAGGGCUACCAAGGCUGCUACCAGGACAAGAGCGGUCAUCUUGCCUUGACCAACAACUCUUGGACUUCUACCGCCAUGACUGCCGCUCAGUGUGUCAACGGUUGUUCUGAACUUGGUUACUCUUAUGCUGGUGUCGAGAGUGGCAAUACUUGUUACUGUGGUAGCAAGGUCUCUAGUACUGUAACCGUCCUCCCUGCUUCCCAAUGUCAAACGGCUUGUACGGGUAACACGACAGCGACAUGUGGUGGUACCCAAGCUUUGGACCUGUACACUGUCGAGGGCGCGGUCAACACCACAACCUCCCUUGCAGCCGCUCGACCUACGGGGUACUUGGGUUGCUUCAAGGACAUGGGCUCCAACCUUGCCUUCAGCAACUACUACACCUACACAUUCAAGUCCAUGACGGUCGAGAUCUGCAAAGCUGCUUGUGUGGAGCUCGGAUACUCGUAUGCGGGUGUUGAAAACGCGAACCAAUGUAACUGCGGCAACAAUUACCCUCAAACCAGUCAGAUGGUGUCCGGCCUUUACUGCACCAAGAGCUGUGCUGGCAACUCGUCUGAGACUUGUGGUGCCGGUGGUUAUCUCGAGGCUUACACCUUGAGCAACUCUUCAUCAUCAUCCACUUCGGUCAUGGCCGGUACUUCAUCGAGUGCCUACGUUGGCUGUUACGACAACAGCAACCGAGGUCUCGCCGCAUACUCUUAUGCCGACAGCGGGAUGACCGUCGAGGUUUGCCGCACCACUUGUGCCGAAUUCGGCUACAGCUUGUCUGGUGUCUACCUUGGGCGAUACUGUGGCUGUGGUAACUCUUGGACUGGCGCUACUCAGAAGUACCCAUCUAGCUCGUGCCAGAACUACGCCUGUAGUGGCAACAGCACCGAAUGGUGUGGUGGUUUGACGCAGCUCGCCAUGUACAAUACUUCCGGUGUCUCUACCAGCCACAAGAAACCCACUGGAUGGCUGUCUUGCUGGACUGACUCCUCUUCAUCCCGAUCUCUUACAUCGUAUUCGUACUCUGCGAGCCCCAUGUCUGCCAAGGCUUGUCGAACGGCUUGUAAUCAACAAGGUUACGCUUAUGCUGGAACUGAGAACGGUAACCAGUGUCACUGUGGCAACACCCUUGCUGGAGAGAAGGCCCCGACGUCUCAAUGCAAGAUGACUUGUACGGGUACAACUGCGAAUGAGACUUGUGGUGCUUCCGGCUAUAUGGACCUCUACAACGCCACUGGCGCUUCUUCCGAUAACGGUAUUUCUGGCUAUCUCGGAUGCUACACUGAUGACACCAAGCUCACCGGCAACUCGUUUGUCAGUGAUUACAUGUCUGUUGAAGUCUGUGCACAGUGGUGUCUUGCCCGAGGCACCACUUAUGCCGGUGUUCGCAAUGGAAACCAGUGCAAGUGUGGCAACACCUCUCCCAGUCUUGUGACCACGCUCGCUGCCUGUAACACGUCAUGUACCGCGACUGGUGCGACUUCCGAGCCUUGUGGAAGUUCUUCUGCUAUCGGUGUAUACACCAUCGCCGAUACCACCGUCACAUCUGGCGAAUUCCCCAUUACGACAAACUCCAGUGGGUAUGCUGGAUGCUACAAGGAGGGCUCGACUCGAAUGCUUCCUUCUUACUCCUUCUCUUCCAACUCUAUGACCAACGAUCUUUGUCGGUCUAGUUGUAAGACUCUUGGAUAUGCUUAUGCCGGCUCACAAUAUGCCACACAAUGUUACUGCGCUGCCUCUUUGAACGCUACCGCUGGCGGUUACCAGAUCCAAGAAAGCAACUGUGCUAUGGAUUGCAAGGGCGGUGUCGGCAAGUGUGGUGCUGGAGGCGUCCUUUCUCUCUGGACCACAUCAGGCCUGAACAGCUCCACUGCCACUGUCGAAGGUCUCCAAGGUUGUUACGCGAUCGGAUCCUUCCUCCGAUCUCCCGGCCUCACGUACAGCGGUGACUACAUGACUACCGACCUCUGUCGAAGGACCUGUCGAUUUGGAGGAUGGUCCAUUGCCGGUCUCACCAACGGAAACGGUUGUUACUGCUCAAGCACUGCCAACUAUGGAUCCCAGGUCGCUCCUGCGGUCUGUAACGCGGCGUGCAAAGGUCAAACCAACCAGACUUGCGGUGCCACCUCUUCCGGAGCCUUCUCCAUCUUUGACACUACGGGCGCCGGCGCUCAGCCUCCUUCUGGCUACCCCGACGACUAUGUCGGAUGUAUGUCUGAUGGGUCUCCUCGAAAGUUGUCCGACUAUUCUUUCAAAAAUGGAGGUAUGACUAGUGCGAUGGUUCGAAAGCUUGCGAUUGCCGGGGGCUAUCCCAGCUACGGUACCGAAAGUUCCAACGAGGGCUACAUGGGCUACAGCAAGCUCUCGCCUCCUCUUUUGCCUGAUACCUACUGUACUUCUAUGUGUCCUGGUGCCCCUACUGAACGAUGCGGUGGUGGAGGAAGACUGUCAUACUACUACAUGGCCUCCGUGUCCAACACCACAGACACCAGUACAUCGGCCGCUGCGACGUCCACUUCGGUCUCUGCCAACGCCACGUCUACAUCGCCUGUCAGCACGACCGUCAACGUUAGUGUCUCUACGUCUGCCUCUAGCAGCGCCUCGAGCUCUCGAGUCUCGUCCAACGCCGGCUCUUCCAGCGCCGGAACCACAUCUGCUCCUUCGUCUUCUUCCAACAGUACGAGUACUGGUUACCUCUCGGCUGUUUCUACCAGCGCCAUCGUCAGUAUUGGUACACCUUCCACCUCGUCUAUGCCGAGUGUGAGCGCCAACUACAGCGUAUCCACCGUACCCGCGCAGUCUACGACAACGUCUACUCCUGUCGGCCCCAGCUUGUUUGCGAGCAACUCGUCGGUUUCUACCAUCGCUCCUGCUCUAUCGACGUCGCCUGUUGCCAAUACGAGCUCUGUCACUUCUUCUCGAAGCUCUUCGGCGGUCUCAUCGAGUGUAUCAGCCAAUGCCUCUACUUCGGCCUUCUCGUCUAUCGUGGCAUCUUCCAUUGCGCCUUACAGCUCUGCCUCGCCUACCAACACUUCUUCUGCGGUGUCAUCUACCGCGGCUUCAUCCUCAGCAUCUACCCAAGCUCCUUCAUCCGCGACCUCCUCCAGCUCAUCUUCCACCGUCUACUCUACUGUCUACUCGACGGUGACAGUCUCUAUCGGCACCUCGUCUUCCACUCCCUCUAGCACCUCAUCUUACACUGCUCCCUCUGCCACUGGCACUUCCUUGGGCUGUUACACUGGCUCCUCCUCAUCUUUCGCCAACUCCAAGAUGACGAGCCACGAGAACCUCACCCCCAGCAUGUGUCAGAUCUGGUGUAACGCCAAUUACUACACCUAUGCCGGUCUGAGCGGUGGAAACAGUUGUGGUUGCGCUAGCGACUUGUCGGGCUUGACCAACUCUACUGCUUCAAGCUGUUCCACGAGCUGCUCUGGUGAUUCCAGCCAGAGCUGUGGUGGUACUGCCGAUUCGGUGUACUCCAUCUACCAGGCGGUGGCUGCUACCAGGUCCCAAAAGAGGUCCGAGAGUGUGGAGCCGGCCAAGCGGAGAACGGCGGUCCAUGGGCGACGCGUGAUCAACAGGAUGGCUAACCGAGCUUGGUUGUGA